CGGGCUUUAGGACCCAUCCGCGCGACUCUCCUCCUGACGUCCAUGGGCUCUUUAUGUUUACAGCGAGAAUUGUAUGGCAGGAUUUUUCAACAUCAAAUAUUUAUACAUCAUUUGCAUCGAUACAAACGUUACAAUGGAGACCGAGAUCCUGUGACACAGUUAUUUGGAUGGAGUCCUCGCAGGGCACAGGGGGUCACUCCCGCGAGUACAAAUUGGUGAUGUUAGGAGAGGGGGGUGUGGGCAAAAGUGCCAUCAUCAUGCAGUUUAUAAGUCACAGAUUUCCUGAAGAUCACGAUCCUACUAUCGAGGAUGCUUAUAAAACGCAAAUCCGCAUAGACGAUGAGCCAGCAAACCUGGACAUCUUGGACACAGCAGGACAGGCAGAGUUUACGGCGAUGCGUGAUCAGUAUAUGCGAGCCGGUGAAGGUUUCAUCAUCUCUUACUCCAUCACGGACCGCCGCAGUUUCCAAGAGGCUCGGCACUUUAAGCAGCUGAUCUACCGGGUUCGACGCACCGUGGACACGCCGGUCGUACUGGUGGGAAACAAGUCUGACCUGACCCAUCUCAGACAGGUGUCAGUAGAGGAGGGCAAACAGCUGGCGAGAGAGUUCCAGUGCCCGUUUUUUGAGACCUCCGCAGCUUUCCGUUAUUACAUUGACGAAGUGUUUGCCGCGCUCGUCCGUCAGAUCCGCCAGCACGAGAUGGAGAUGGUGCGGGGGAGCGAGAGGAAAACUCGACGCAGCCGUUCCUUAUGGAAUCGCCUUAAAGCACCCUUCCUCAAGACACAUCGGUCCAAGCACUGAGAAGAGGAUCAUGGGAUAUGACACCCUUCCACGGGCCGCAGCUGUAUUAGAUCAACCUCCUCCUGGUGGUUUGAACUGUUAGAAUAAUUUAUAUUUGAUUUCUCGAAAUGAAGCACUCCUAAUCAUUUUAUAAGUCAGAUAGACUACAACCCUCAAUGUGCAGGGCAACACACUCACGGUCAUCAUACGGGACGUGGGCUUAUUUACUUUAGCACUUAGGAAAGAAAUAGUAGUGUCUUUUUUGGACAGCAUUAUACUUUGUAAAAGUGAAUGUCUGGGGGGUUUUGUACAUCAUAAGUGAUGGAAAGGCAGGUCAGAAUAAUGAUAUGUAUAAUGGAUAGAUAGACUGAAGUUAGGUGGAAUGGUAAGGUUAUGUCAGAUGUUGGUGAAAAUGAAGGUUAAAUGAGCUUUAACUGAAAGUUUAAGGUAUGUUGUGAAGAGAAUAGAGGAAACAGUGUGGGUGCAGAGAUGAAUUGUGGGUAAAUAGGCUGAAGUAGAAAUAUUAACUUUAUUUGCAGGUAAAAUGAGUACUGUAAACAAUUCAUUUAACCUUGCUGUAGUUUUUGAUACAUUAAAAAAAACUGGCAGUAGUUUUUAUUUUAAAAUGAGGUCCAGGUUAUAGUUGAUUUAGAGUUUGGUUUAGUAGCUUCUUUCAAAAAUAUGGGGAAAAAUCACAAAACCAUGUUUUGGUCACAUUUCACCCUAUCCAAAAGAUUCAGUUAUUACUUACAUCCAGAACUAUUAUGAGAAGAUAAUACACUUUUGAGAUCAUUAAAAUUGUUUGCAUUGUGACAUUAUUGUCAUAAGAAGUAGGAAGAUGUUUCCUAAAAAAAAAUGUUAUCAGUGCGCCCAAAUAUUUAAAUAUUUUACUCAUUUUCAUUAAUCUUAAGAGUGAUUUUCUGUGUAUUUUUAGUAUCUAGUAGUACAAACAAAAUCAGUAAUACAAUGUUACUUUUUGACAGAAAUUAAAUUAAUACAACACAUACUAUGCUGUUUUAAUAUUUUACAAUUAUAUAAAUAUAUAAUUUUCACGAGGGUAAGCAUAUAUGCAUUAAAAUGCAAAAAGAAACUUUUUUUGUCCUAGAACGGGUUACUUAUUUCUUUUUGAUUCAAGGGUGAAAUAUGAGCAUGACAUGUUCAGGUUUCGUGAGUUUGACCCAAUAGGAAUGUUUUUAGUGGAAACUUUAUUUAAGCUGUAUGAAGUAUAGUUGCAAACUACACUGUAUGAAUGACUUUGUGAAAACUUGCUGAGCAAUAUUCAGGUUCAUUUUAGUGCAGAAUUUUCAGAUUGACAGACCUGAUUAUGAUGGAAAACAAAAUAGUUUUCUUUUCAGACAGGGUAUUUUUUAAUUCCACUGGUUUCUGUAGUCAGUCUGUACUAGGUAAGACAGUUCUGUACCUCUUUAAUAUGGCUUUUGAAGAUGAAUCCUUAUGUAUAUUUACUCUGUGCACUUACUACCCAUCAAAACUGAAUGGAAUGUGUGUUUAUUUUGACAUUUCAUGCAAAUCUAUGUCAUUAUUUUUAUUUUGUGUGAUAGAUUUUAUUUUUAACCAGAAUGGUCUUACUAUGUUGCCCUUUAUUUAUUGUCAUCAGAGAUUGUCAAAUAAAAUUCACUUUACCAAUCUA
Molecule: messenger RNA, 2430 nt
Organism: Misgurnus anguillicaudatus (oriental weatherfish)
Lineage: Eukaryota; Metazoa; Chordata; Actinopteri; Cypriniformes; Cobitidae
Gene: rit1
Product: Ras-like without CAAX 1
Biological process (GO): signal transduction
Cellular component (GO): membrane
Molecular function (GO): GTPase activity; GTP binding
Source: RefSeq, a predicted model, not a curated record